AUGACCAGCCAAGAAGGCCUCCUCUCCAAUGUCACCGACUCGCCAUCUGUCCACGCCGGUCAACGCAUGCGCCUCAGCGGUGGUGUAACGUCCUUGGACCAUGAAGACAACGACGCACAGAACUGGAUCCGCUUCUCGGCGGAUUAUAUCGACGGCAUUGGCACUGCGGGCAUCAUUGAGGGCAUCUUGAAGAUGCUGGGGGCGCAAGAGCCCGUGUACUUGGUAUGGAAGGGAGAGGGCGACUUGAAGGGAGAUGGUGAUGUGAGGGUUUGUGUGUAUGAUGAGGAGCAAGUCAAGGAUGGAAGUCUGGUAUAA
This is a messenger RNA of Trichoderma gamsii, 315 nucleotides long. Its product is annotated as arginase. NCBI's taxonomy places the organism in Eukaryota, Fungi, Ascomycota, Sordariomycetes, Hypocreales, Hypocreaceae. The record is from RefSeq and is a predicted model, not a curated record. Bases 1 to 315 code for a protein of 104 amino acids. The transcript is spliced from 2 exons.